CUCCUCUUGGUGCGCGUCGACCGUGGCCGCGGCUGCUACGACGGGAGCCCAGGGGCCACGGAGGCCGUUAGAGCAGACGAGCAUCCCGGCAUCCCAGUCCCAGGCGGCGUGGCCCGCGGGACAUGGCCAAAGGAGAAGGUGCCGAGAGCGGCUCCGCGGCGGGGCUGCUGCCCACCGGCAUCAUCCAAGCCAGUGAGCGCCCCGCGCAGGUGAAGAAGGAACCAAAGAAGAAACAGCAGUUGUCCGUUUGCAACAAGCUCUGCUAUGCAGUUGGAGGCGCCCCUUACCAGGUGACAGGCUGUGCCCUGGGCUUCUUCCUACAGAUAUACCUGCUGGAUGUGGCUCAGGUGGACCCUUUCUCUGCCUCCAUCAUCUUGUUCGUGGGCCGAGCCUGGGAUGCCUUCACGGACCCUCUGGUGGGCUUCUGCAUUAGCAAAUCCUCCUGGACCCGCCUGGGCCGCCUCAUGCCCUGGAUCAUCUUCUCCACGCCCUUGGCCAUCAUUGCCUACUUCCUCAUCUGGUUCGUGCCCGACUUCCCACAGGGCCAGACCCUUUGGUACCUGCUUUUCUAUUGCCUCUUUGAGACACUGGUCACGUGUUUCCACGUCCCCUACUCGGCUCUCACCAUGUUCAUCAGCGUAGAGCAGAGCGAGCGGGAUUCAGCCACUGCCUACCGGAUGACAGUGGAGGUGUUGGGCACAGUGCUGGGCACAGCAGUCCAGGGGCAAAUUGUGGGCAAAGUGAAUUCGCCUUGUCUCCAGGAGCCCAAUGGCUCUGCAGUGGCCUUGGAAAGUGCCAACUGGACGCACAGCACCACCUCGCUCAGAGAAACGCAAAAUGCAUACCUGCUGGCAGCAGGGGUCAUCGCCUCCAUCUAUGUCAUCUGUGCUGUCAUCCUGAUCCUGGGCGUGCGGGAGCAGCGAGAACCCUGUGAGGCCCAGCAGGCUGAGCCCAUGUCCUUCUUCCGGGGCCUCCGGCUGGUCAUGAGCCAUGGCCCGUAUGUCAAGCUUAUCGCUGGCUUCCUCUUCACCUCCCUGGCUUUCAUGCUGGUGGAGGGGAACUUUGCUCUGUUUUGCACAUACUCCUUAGGCUUCCGCAACGAAUUCCAGAACCUACUCCUGGCCAUCAUGCUCUCGGCCACCUUCACCAUUCCCAUCUGGCAGUGGUUUCUGACCCGGUUUGGCAAGAAGACGGCCGUAUACGUGGGGAUCUCAUCUGCAGUGCCAUUUCUCAUCUUGGUGGCUGUCAUGGAGAGUAACCUAAUCGUCACAUAUGUGGUGGCCGUGGCAGCUGGCAUCAGUGUGGCAGCUGCCUUCUUACUACCUUGGUCCAUGCUGCCCGACGUUAUUGAUGACUUCCACCUGAAGCAGCCCCGCUCCCAGGGCACCGAGCCCAUCUUCUUCUCCUUCUACGUCUUCUUCACCAAGUUCGCCUCUGGCGUGUCGCUGGGUAUCUCCACCCUGAGCCUCGACUUUGCUGGGUACCAGACACGUGGCUGCUCCCAGCCGAGGAGCGUCAAGUUUACGCUGAACAUGCUGGUGACCAUGACGCCCAUAGCCCUCAUCCUGCUGGGCUUGCUGCUCUUCAAGCUCUACCCCAUCGACGAGGACAGGCGGCGGCAGAACAAGAAGGCGCUGCAGGCUCUGAGGGACGAAGCCAGCAGCUCCGGCUGCUCUGACACAGACUCCACAGAGCUGGCCAGCAUCCUCUAGGGCCUCUUGGGCUGCCCAAAGCCACCACGCAGAGGGCCUGGGUCUCCAGGCCACACAAGGGACCAGUACCUGUUUGUACACUUGCUGAGCAGCUGGCCUGCAGGUGCCCGAAGGGAACAGAAGACUCCAGAGCGAGCGACCCAGGACACCGCCGGUGCUCCCUGAAUGGCCGUCGGUGCUCCCUGAAUGGCCGUCGCUGGCUCCCCUCCGCCUGCCUCGGGGCCAAGCCCUGGGCUGCUACUGUGACUAUGCCGAGGACUGCUGGGGCCUAGCCCAGAACACUAACGCAGACACGUUUUAUACAGAGACUAAUUAAUAACUUAAUGACUGUGUACAUAGCGAUGUGUGUGUAUGUAUAUGUCUGAGCUAUUAAUGUUAUUAAUUUUCAUAAAGCCUGG
Molecule: messenger RNA, 2110 nt
Organism: Lepus europaeus (European hare)
Lineage: Eukaryota; Metazoa; Chordata; Mammalia; Lagomorpha; Leporidae
Gene: MFSD2A
Product: MFSD2 lysolipid transporter A, lysophospholipid
Exons: 14
Coding region: 123-1712 (529 amino acids)
Biological process (GO): carbohydrate transport
Cellular component (GO): membrane
Molecular function (GO): lysophospholipid:sodium symporter activity
Source: RefSeq, a predicted model, not a curated record